This is a messenger RNA of Triticum aestivum (bread wheat), 425 nucleotides long. RefSeq lists its product as uncharacterized. The record is from RefSeq and is a predicted model, not a curated record. Lineage: Eukaryota; Viridiplantae; Streptophyta; Magnoliopsida; Poales; Poaceae. The transcript has 2 exons. Bases 105 to 425 code for a protein of 106 amino acids.
AGCUACAGCUCCUGCCUCUUAGUCUAUCUCUACACUUCCAUCUGAGCUGAGCCUGAAGAGUGAUCAAAUUUAAGCAGUAUUCUCUUAACCAAAUCUCAGACAGGAUGGGGAGCUCCAGCCGCUUUUCACUGGGCGCGGCUGUGAUCCUGCUUCUGGUACUGGCUUCGGCCAUGAAGGCUGGAGCCAUCCGACUCGACGCGGAGACCCGGGCGUCAGUCAGCGGCCGCAGUAACCAAAUGGCCACUGAUAAACCGAUUGGGAAGAACAAUGUCGUCGAUGUGGUCAAGGGAUCUGCUGGUUUGACAAGCGAGAUGAAGAAGAGCGUGGACGUUGCCGCGAGUGAAGUUAGGGCGGUGGCGCAUAAGAUGCCGGAGUUCCAUGAGGACUACUACGGCCCGAGUGAUCACAGCCCAAGGCACCACUGA